This is a messenger RNA of Phytophthora nicotianae INRA-310, 1113 nucleotides long. RefSeq lists its product as hypothetical. Gene Ontology annotation, molecular function: adenosine deaminase activity. Gene Ontology annotation, biological process: adenosine catabolic process; inosine biosynthetic process. The transcript has a single exon. The record is from RefSeq and is a predicted model, not a curated record. NCBI's taxonomy places the organism in Eukaryota, Oomycota, Peronosporomycetes, Peronosporales, Peronosporaceae. Bases 1 to 1113 code for a protein of 370 amino acids.
AUGGACUUAUUGGGUCCGAUAGAUGACAAGCUUGCGGCGUACUGCAGGGCGCUGCCCAAGGUGGAGCUGCACGCACACAUCCAUGGGUCUAUUCGGCCGUCAACUUUGAAGGAGCUCUUACAGGACGAAGCAAAGCGGAAUGGUACGGAGCCGCUGCGACUUCCGAAGAACCGCAGUCUGGACGAGUGUUUCGAGAUGUUUGGGUUGAUCCACCAAGUAGUCACUAGUCGACGCGUACUUCGCCGGAUUGUCAUUGAGGCGGUGGAGGACUUUGCCGCAGAGAACGUCAAGUAUCUAGAAUUGCGCUCCACGCCGCGUGAUUUGCCGAGGGAUGGCGCGACCCGUGCAGAUUACGUGGGCGAAGUGGUGUCAGCGCUCCAAGAAAGUCACGCGCGACAAGAUCUGGACAUCGAGGUACGACUGCUGCUAAGCAUCAACCGGAACCAACCGCUGCAGUUGGCGGAAGACACCGUGAACAUGGCGCUCAAGCGCAAGAACGAGCAGAAUUGUCCGUUCAUUGUGGGUAUCGACCUCAGCGGAAACUCAGAGCGCCCGAAUUCCGAAUUCUACCGCUUCGAGCACGUGUUGGAGCGCGCGCGAGCCGGAGGCCUCAAGCUCGCCGUGCACUUUGCCGAACACUUCGACGACGACGAAUCCACUCGGAUCCUGAAUUUCCGACCGGACCGACUAGGUCACGCCUGUUGCCUACCGGAACCGCUCUACUCCAAGAUGCUGGCGCUGCGAAUCCCCGUCGAGGUCUGUUUGACCUCCAACGUCCAUACAUUGGACAGAUACCGCAACGAUGGAGACUGUAAGUGUUCCUUGGAUGAGAAGCACGAGGCCUCGGGGCUGUGCGUGUGCGGCUUCACCUCGCACCCGCACGGUAGGCUUCUCGCCAACGAUCGCGACCAGGAGCAGCAACUUGGCGUCUACCCCAUGUGUAUCUGUACGGAUGACUACGGCGUGCUGGACACCACGCUAUCGAUCGAGUACAUGCGCAUUGCGCAGGCGUUCAAAUUGGGCAAGGAGCGACUUCUAGAUAUCGCCCGAUCACCCAUAGAGGCAAUCUUCGACCAGAGCCAAGUGUCCAAAUUGAGGCUGUUAUUCCACUGA